This is a messenger RNA of Gavia stellata (red-throated loon), 2577 nucleotides long. It is a transcript of the gene MARCHF8, whose product is annotated as membrane associated ring-CH-type finger 8. Gene Ontology annotation, molecular function: MHC protein binding; zinc ion binding; ubiquitin protein ligase activity. Gene Ontology annotation, biological process: antigen processing and presentation of peptide antigen via MHC class II; protein polyubiquitination; immune response. The record is from RefSeq and is a predicted model, not a curated record. The transcript is spliced from 7 exons. Bases 48 to 1754 code for a protein of 568 amino acids. Gene Ontology annotation, cellular component: early endosome membrane; late endosome membrane; cytoplasm. NCBI's taxonomy places the organism in Eukaryota, Metazoa, Chordata, Aves, Gaviiformes, Gaviidae.
CUUCAAGCCUCCUUCCUGUAAAUGAUAGGACCAAACUAGGCGGUGUGAUGAACAUGCCACUGCAUCAAAUCUCUGUCAUUCCAGCUCAGGAUGUUACCUCUUCCAGAGUCUCCAGGAGCAAGACCAAAGAAAAAGAGGAACAGAAUGAGAAGGCUUUGGGGCAUUCCGUGAGUCGCUCUAGUAACAUCUCAAAGGCUGGAAGUCCAACCUCUAUCUCUGCCCCACAUAGCUUCUCUCGGACUUCUGUUACACCAUCCAACCAGGACAUCUGCAGUUCCAGUGCAGUGUUUUCUGAGUGUUGUCAUCACAGUCCAGUGCAGUCUGCUGUUGUCUUGAAAAAUCCUCACUGCCAGAGCCCUCUGACACAAGGGGUCACUGUGACAGUAAUCUGUCAGGACACGUUACAUGCAGCAAAGAGAAACUCCCAUGGGCAGGAUCGGGGCCAGGCACUCAGGUCUGCUAAGAAUGUAAAGCCUACGCGCAGUCUGAAAUUCUCCAAGUCCCUCAAUGACGUGGACCAGAAGGCGCAGAGCACCAGUGAGUGCUUUGACUAUGUGGAGCGAACACGCUCAGAAGGCAAAUUGACCCCAACUCAAGAGCAGUGUUUAAGGAUUAACAAAUUUCAUCUUAAAGAGAGGAAACCGCUGAAUCUCAGGCCUCUUUCUUUUAGCAAUUCUAAGCACUCCUACAUCCCCUCCCUUUCCAACUACUCGAGUGCAUCGGGAGGAGCAGAGAACCACAGCACUGUACAUAUCCCCUUGCUGGAGGACAAAGUGGACCAUGACACCUCAAGGAGCAAAAAACUGUUGCGUUACCUUUUUUCCUUCUCCCACACCUCCAGCACCAGCAGCCUGCAUAAGUUCCACGAGCUGGAGAGCUAUUCCAGUCACUUCCAAGCUGAGAAAUCCUCCAGCGUGCUGGUGGAAAGCACGGACUUCUGCUCUGAUGAUAUGGGAGACGAUGACGUCUUUGAGGACAGCACCUCAGUGAAAUGGAAAACAAAAGAGCAGCGGGCACCGCUGUGUUCAGUUGAGAAGGACAGUGACCUUGACUGCCCUUCCCCCCUCUCAGAAAAAUUCCCCCCUCUCUCCCCUGUGUCCACAUCGGGGGAUACCUGCAGGAUAUGUCACUGUGAAGGAGAUGAUGAGAGCCCUUUGAUUACCCCCUGUCACUGCACGGGAAGUCUUCAUUUUGUGCACCAAGCCUGCCUGCAGCAAUGGAUCAAGAGCUCAGAUACGCGAUGCUGUGAACUGUGCAAGUAUGAGUUCAUCAUGGAGACAAAACUGAAGCCUUUGCGAAAGUGGGAGAAGCUGCAGAUGACGGCCAGCGAGAGGAGGAAGAUCAUGUGCUCUGUAACAUUCCAUAUCAUUGCCAUCACCUGCGUUGUGUGGUCUCUCUAUGUCCUGAUAGACAGGACCGCUGAAGAGAUUAAACAGGGACAGACUACUGGGAUUCUAGAGUGGCCAUUUUGGACUAAGCUGGUGGUUGUGGCUAUUGGUUUCACUGGAGGACUUCUGUUCAUGUAUGUACAAUGCAAAGUGUACGUACAGCUGUGGAAGAGACUUAAAGCUUAUAACCGAGUAAUAUAUGUACAAAACUGUCCAGAAACUAGCAAAAAGAAUAUUUUUGAAAAACCUGCACUAAUGGAGCCAAACUUUGAAAGUAAAGAAAUGCUUGGGGUGCACCAUUCAGACACAAACUCUUCACAUUACACAGAGCCAGAAGACUGUGCUGCAGAAAUCCUUCACGUCUGAUUGCUGGGUGGGAGGGGUGUUUCUGUAUGUCCUUGAAGAUUUAAAAUAUCAUUGUUUACUGCAAACUGCUCUACCUUUUUAAAAUCAGCUAACAGCUGAGGGCUGGCGGAUGAAUUUUUUUACAUUUGUUUUAUGUUGGAAUUUUUUUAAAUCCCUUUGGCAUAUCUGUCAAUGUCGUCAUGGUUGCAUACCUCUGAACAUUUUGUCUCUCAUACAGGCUGAUCAAACAGCCACAGGAUACUGGGUAGAAUGAGCCUUGGGUUUGGUAUCAAGCAAGUCGCUAGAGAACUGUCAUCAACUUCAUGGAGUCUGUUACUUUAGAAGAUGACUCUAAAUGAUUCUGGAAUAUGUGUGGAGUGGGGUUUGUUUGUUUGUUCUUUAAGCAUGAUGAAGGAGGUUGCCCCAGACAUUGAGGGAAAUGAGAGAGCUAGAGUCUAAUCUACCACUAACACUGCCACUAACAUUUUGUCAUAGGCAGCAGGUGUAAAAUUUUGCUUUACGUAUUGUGAUGAGACUUAAAAAGCAUAUAGCACUUUUAAAAAUCUUUAUUUUGUAAUAUGUAUGUCAAAUGAGAAUGAAACUUGAAAGAAUGUGUCAUUUUUGAGACAUUUCUUCAUUCUUUACCCCAUAAACGUAAACCUCUUGCCUUAUAAAAAAAAAAAUUAAAAAAAAUUCCAACCUGUGAUUUCCAACACAUGCCCACAUUAUCUUACUAAACAUAACACUAAAAAACUCUGCCUCUUUGGGUUUCCUUUGAGGAGCAAUUUUUUGCAAAGGAUAUUGCACUUGUGAAUUGUGUAUGGGGAGUAGUGGAUGUGUACAG